AUGGCGUGGGCUACUUGCAUGAGGGAUUGGCUUUUUCGCCAGGUUUCAUUCGAUUUGUUGUGGAUUGGCGACACUGAUCAAGAUAUAGUAAAGACAUUGUUUGAAACUGGAUGGAUUCAAGUGUGUGUAAUGAACAGCACAAUGUAUUGGGGAGUACCACUAUCUGCACAUUUGGUGGUGAUCAUGGGAACACAGUACUAUAAUGGUAGGGAAUAUGCUUACACUGAUUAUCCAGUCACUAAUUUGUUGCAGAUGAUGGGUCAUGCCAGUCGGCCUCUUGUAGAUAUCUCUGGGAAGUGUGUCAUCCUCUGUCAUGCACCACGCAAGGACUACUACUACAAGUUCUUGUAUGAAGCAUUCCCAGUUGAAAGCCAUCUGCAAUACUAUCUCCACGACAGUUUGGAUGCUGAGGUCGCUACUGGAGUUAUUCAGAACAAAAGGCUGACACAUAAUCCAAAUUACUACAAUCUGCAUGGUGUUAGUCACAGGCAUCUGUCUGACCACCUAUCACAACUGGUGGAUAAUACUAUCAGUGACUUGGAGGCAAGCAAAUGUAUCACAGUUGAGGAUGCCUUUUUGCUUUCACCUUUGAAUCUUGGCAUGAUAGCAUCAUAUUAUUGUAUCAGUUGCACGAGUUUUAGCUCUUCUAUGACCUCCAAAACGAAGUUGAAGGGCUUGCUGGAAAUAUUGGCUUCAUCAUUGGAGUAUGAACAGUUGUCUAUACGACCAGGUGAAGAGGAGUUGAUAAGAAGGUUGAUUAAUCAUCAGCGUUUCUCUUUUGAGAAUCCAAAGUACACAGAUCCAAACAUGAAGGUUAAUGCUCUUCUACAAGCCCAUUUCUCUAGGCAAGUGGUGGGUGGAAAUCUUGCUUCUGACCAGCAGGAGGUGCUUGUUUCUGCUACUAGGCUGCUUCAAGCACUGGUUGAUGUUAUUUCCAGCAAUGGAUGGCUGAGUCUAGCAGUUCUAACAAUGGAGGUGAGCCAGAUGGUGACUCAGGGUAUGUGGGAAUGUGACUCUAUUCUUCUCCAGCUUCCACACUUCACAAAGGAAUUAGCACAGAAAUGCCAAGAAAAUCCAGGAAAGAGUGUUGAGACAGUGUUUGAUUUAGUGGAGAUGGAAGAUGACGAGAGGCGUGAGCUCUUGGAAAUAUCAGACCUACAGCUGAUGGAUGUUGCACAGUUCUGUAAUUCGUUGCCAAACAUUGAUUUGACAUAUGAUGUGCUUGGCAGUGAUAAUCUGAAGGUAGGAGACAAUGUAAGCGUGCAGGCAACAUGCCACCCGCAACACCCUAUUCCCUGCAUGUAUCUGUUUCUGUCUGUAUUCUUGGUUGAAUGCCCUCCUGCAGAAGCACAACCCCUAUUCCCUGCAUGCAACAUGCCACCCGCAACAUGGGUACGCCAAAUGAUUUGCCAGGACUUGUCUACACAUUUUCCUUAA
Messenger RNA from Solanum lycopersicum (tomato), 1437 nucleotides. RefSeq names its product DExH-box ATP-dependent RNA helicase DExH12-like. Gene Ontology annotation, molecular function: RNA helicase activity; RNA binding. Gene Ontology annotation, biological process: spliceosome conformational change to release U4 (or U4atac) and U1 (or U11). Gene Ontology annotation, cellular component: spliceosomal complex. Lineage: Eukaryota; Viridiplantae; Streptophyta; Magnoliopsida; Solanales; Solanaceae. The record is from RefSeq and is a predicted model, not a curated record.